AGGCCAACAGGCUAGUGAAGGUCGCUGUAAAUCCUAGCGCCGUUUAUCUCCCUCAGCCGCCCCACCUUCCAGUCGGACAUCUCAGCUCGCACAGUGCCAGGCCAACAGCAGCGGACGUGAACUCCCAGUCCACUGCGUACAAAAAGGACAAGUUAAAGAGUUGCUGACAUCGCCGUCGCCGAGACUCUGCAAGUUCAAGAUGCGGCUGUUGAUCCACUCUGCAGACCAGGUGGUAACUCCUGUCUCCGUAGAACGUGGCAGGAAACCAGAAGUGCGUGUCCUUCAUAAUGCAGCCAUCGCCAUUGAUGAGCAUGGGAAGAUCGCGGCGGUGGGCGACUCGGAAGCGGUGUGCCGGCGCUACGAGGGCCAGCAGUUCGACGCCCGGAUAGACGCGAGCGGACGCUGCGUCAUGCCCGGCUUCGUGGACGCACACACACACCCUGUCUGGGCCGGCGACCGCUCCCACGAGUUCGCCAUGAAGCUGGCCGGGGCGUCAUAUCUGGAGAUCCACGAAAAGGGCGGUGGCAUUUACUUCACGGUGGAGCAGACGACUAAAGCUUCAGAUGAUGAGCUGUACGCGAGCCUCAAGGAGCGGCUCACGAAGAUGCUGCAGGCAGGGACGACGCUGGCGGAGGUGAAGUCGGGCUACGGCCUGGAGGCGGCGGCGGAGCUGCGGCUGCUGCGGCUGCUGGAGCGCGCGCGACGCGACCUGCCGCUGGAGCUCAGCGUCACCUACUGCGGCGCGCACGCCGUGCCCAGAGGGAAGACUGCGGAAGAGGCAGUGCGUGACAUCGUGGAGCAGCAAAUACCGUCGAUCAAGAAACUGGUGGACGCAGGGGAGCUGGCUGUCGAAAACAUCGAUGUCUUCUGCGAGAAAGGCGUGUUCAGUACCGACCAGGCGAGGGCCAUCCUAGAGAAGGGCAAAGAGGCCGGCAUGCGUCCUAACUUCCACGGCGAUGAGCUCAACCCGAUGGGCUGUGCACAGCUGGCAGUGGAUAUAGGAGCGUGGGCAGUGAGCCACCUGGAGGAAGUGUCCACAGAGGGGGUGGCGGCACUGGGAUCAGCGCACCAGCCCCCGGGGGCGGUCCUGCUGCCCACAACAGCGCUGCUGCUGCAGCUGCAGCCGCCUCCGGCCAGGCAGCUACUGGAUGCGGGCGCACUCGUCGCCCUAGGAUCGGACUUCAAUCCCAACGCGCACUGCUACGCCAUGCCAAUAGUGAUGCUAUUGGCUUGCAUACUCAUGCGAAUGAGUGUUGAGGAGGCGCUUGUGGCAGCUACAUUAAAUGCUGCUGCAACAUUGGGUCGAGCAGACAGAGUGGGCUCCAUUGAAGAAGGGAAAGCAGCAGACUUAGUCAUUAUUGAUGCAAGCAGGUGGGAGCACAUCAUUUAUCAGUUUGGCUGCCAUGAUAACCUGAUAGCAUAUGUCAUCAAGAAUGGAAAGGUGGUGCACUGCAAGAAGGAUGCAAUUAAUGGAUGAAAGUUGCUGCUAUUGGCCAAUCAGUACAUCUGCAAAAAUGUUGUUUCCCUCAAAUGCUCUUCAAAUACCACUGUUAAAAUAUUUAACAGAAUAUGAUGAAGUUUUUCUACACAGUAACAACAUUUAAAGAAUGGAAAUAGAAAAAAUUCUAAGUGCCAUUUUUUCACAAAAUAAAUUUCAGUUCUAUUGAACUCUCAGUA
This is a messenger RNA of Schistocerca serialis cubense, 1677 nucleotides long. Its product is annotated as probable imidazolonepropionase. The record is from RefSeq and is a predicted model, not a curated record. The coding region runs from base 200 to 1477 and encodes 425 amino acids. The transcript is spliced from 9 exons. Gene Ontology annotation, molecular function: imidazolonepropionase activity. NCBI's taxonomy places the organism in Eukaryota, Metazoa, Arthropoda, Insecta, Orthoptera, Acrididae. Gene Ontology annotation, cellular component: cytoplasm.